Pseudo-nitzschia multistriata is the source of this 2561-nucleotide messenger RNA. The record is from the annotation of a GenBank genome assembly. Lineage: Eukaryota; Bacillariophyta; Bacillariophyceae; Bacillariales; Bacillariaceae.
CCAUGAAGAAMAAAUAAGGCUUUGAUUGGUUUGAUAACUUUGAAAACAGGGCAGCAAUCCAAAGACGACACCCGAUCGCCAAGCCAGUAUCCACUGCAAUGCUCCGCCCAAAUACUCUACCUGGGACGAUAGGAGCCCUUUUCCCACUCCUGGUCUCGCUACACGGCAACCAGCUCAUGCCGACAGCAUUUGCACUUGCGGAUAACUCGGUACCSCUGCUAGAGUGCGAGCUCUACCUCGCCGACAGCACUAUUCCGGGUGCCGGGAUCGGUAUUUUCUCGGGCGUUUCCAAGUCCCAGGGUGACUACAUCGGCAACGGAGACAAAGCGAUUCCUCUGGUUGAUACCUACUGGCACAACGGAUAUCUUGGSUCAARCUUUUUCAACCCGACGGCAGACUACGUCUGGGACGGCACGUCGAUGGGGAUGCGCCUUGAGUUGUUCGAUGAAAAUGACGUCAGCGCAUUUUGGCCCGGAAUCGACGCCAUGGUGAACUGCCACUCGGGAUUGCUGAACGUCGAAAAGGCGUCGCCGGURUACGACGAGGGUGGCAUCCAUAGAUCUAGGCACCACGGAGCCGGAGGCGUAUCGCCCUAUGAUGCGGGGGAGACCGGGAGCUAUGUUUGCCGRGACAUCCCCGUCGGGGGGGAGCUGUUCAAAUCCUAUGGGGACMAKUGGUUCCUCGGCCGCGAGCAGCUGGGCCCAAUCCCGGUCAUACAGAACUACGAGGAGGCAAUUCGCCUGAUGCAGAUGCUAKCAAACGAAGACAAGUCCGCGACGGUCGGUAUCCCGGUGUCCGAAGUGUACGAAAUGCUBGUGAAGCCGUUCAAGGAGAUCUGGAAUUCCCGGACGCUGAACGCCUUUUACGAUUUCUCGUGGGAAGAGGUCAAGGAAGCUGCGGCCGCCGGUGACAUUGGUAUUCAUCUGCAGGGGAACGCAACCCGUUCGAUCGAUUGGCUCAACGAAAAUGGCAAGUGUCUAGACCACAUCGUACACAAGCGGAGCACCGUCGACGGAGCGGGGUAAGUGAUUGUUGCGUUGCUGCAUCGGUUCGAAUUGCGRAGGAGAUCCAUGAAAUUUGAAAAAACAAUGCAACACUGCGUCGAUAGCCCGCAAUACUCAUUUUUGAAUUYUCCACGAAACUCUGRUUCUUGUUUCUCGUGCGUCSUCUUGGUUUCGCCUUCCCCGRUAGUGCCGGAGCAUUUGCAAAGCGCGAUCUGCCKAAAGGUACCGUCGUCACGGGAACACCCUUGCUUCUUUUYCCCGACAAAAAAUGGUUUGACAUGUAYGAUUUCAAGUAUUGCUCCGAUGGCWCUAUGGGCAGAGAUCUGUCCAAGCCUCCUUACGGRCAGCAGCUGCUGUUGAACUAUUGUUUCGGUCAUCCGGAUACCAAUGGUGUUUUGUGUCCCUACGGAAUUGGUGUYAAUUACAUCAACCACGACAAAACUAGAGCCAACGUCGAGGUUCGAUGGGGGCAGGACGGGGUCGCGGGCCACUUUGACAAGUUUCUGGACGUCYCGCUCGCCAACGUCACMGACUACAGUACGAAGGUYGCCUUUGACUACGUCGCCACCCGGGACAUUGCCGAGGGCGAGGAAAUCUUCCUGGACUACGGAGACGCCUGGGAAGAAAAAUGGAACGCCCUCCGCGACGAGUGGCAGACCUUCGAGGAUCGCUCCCACCUGGAUAACUAUGUKUCGGCGGCGCAGUUCAACGAGAUCCACGAACACGACUAUCUCCUGGUGCCGAAAGAACUCGAGGCUAAAGAAGAGUACCCCUAUCCCAAUAAUCUUUCGCUGAGGUGCCACCACGUGYUGAACGAUUACUCAACAACCUUCGAUGGAUCUCUGGRAGACUUUGAARACUGGAGCRACUGGUWYGGGGACAACACGGGGUACCUUUGCGAGGUUUUGGAGCGCAGCGACGACAAUCUCUCCUACGUCGUACAUUACAUCAUAGAUGAUCGUGAUCGUGAUCGUGCCGAACCCAUAACAAUCUCCAAUGUCCCCAGAGAAGCCAUGAAGUUCUUCGACAAUCCAUACAGUAAGUUUAUUGCGUUUUUUGUUUCUCGUUCCGGCGAGGYUGGAUCGGAACUCCAUUCCYGGGCACACCCGACUCACCAGCGUUCUCGCCUCCCCGCAUCGUUCUUUGCUUGGGCCCUUUCUCGCAUCCGGCACGCACAGCCACGGACCUGCACAUGUUGGGUGCCUUUCGGCAGCCCAUCGGAAUCCCAGACGACCUGCUGCCGGAUGCCUGGAGGAAGACGGCUUCCGACGAGAAAGCCGACGAGGUACCCGAGACGCAAARCGACAUCUGGUGCCGGAGCGUCSAAUCGGACUACCACAGCGGUGCUUCCAGMGRAGAAGAAAACAAAGAAAACGGCGACGAUGGCAUUCCCGGAACCACCACCGACGACGACGACUACGUCUACGACAACGACAACGACGAUGACGACGACUCGGUCCAGCUACCCGAGCCGGUGACAAACCGAUUGCAUCGCCGCCGACGCAUCCAGCGCAUUAUUCGGGGCACUUGAUAACACAAUAGACGCUGCUUAUGACU